AUACACCUGUCCUUGAAAAGAAACCACACAAUAUACAGAAAACAAUCGUCACUUUAAAACAAGAUUGUAUGAGUCUGCCUGUUUGCCAUCAUGAAAGUGAAGUGAGCCCGCGAAAUUUACCGCAUGUCAGUUCAAUUCGUCAUGGCGGAAUAUAUGGAACGUGGUGAGGAAUAUCAAAGAAAGAUUUCCACUGAAUCAAACUCCAGAGCGCACCGAAAAUGCAAAGAGAAACUUGACAGAUCCUGUCGAGAAUGUAAGUAGCUAGAAUAGGCUAGGCAUAUCACCGUGGGGUGAAUGAAUAACGCCAAUACAUGUGAGGUGUGAUUGAAUCACAUCACCGGCUCGUGACAUAAAAUCAUAGUACGAUUGAUCAUGACUUGAAACGUUGUUAUCAUUUUUCAGCGCCAUAUGUGAAGUUUAUGUUAAAGGCCAUGAGUAACCUAGGGUGGUGAGUAACGAAAAUUUCUACUAUUUAACAAUCUCCUUUUUGUUUACCCUUGAUUCGUGUUGCAGAUUGUAUAUCUUACCUCACCUAGCUCAGCCAUGACUAUUGAGCGUCAGGUGGUUUUUAGCCGACUAGGGUUUCUGGUGUCCCAGCAAAAGGUCCCUGUUAGACCAAAAAAAAAAAGCAAAUAGUGCCAAACUGUCGCAAUCAGUGACUAAUACUCCACUAAUUUGAGAGUCUAGGGAAUAAUUAUCAGGAUUUUCUACGACCAUACAUAUUCAAUCUAAAAAAUUAGAUAUAUAUUUUUGUGCCAUGUAAAUUGCUGGACUGUUGUUACAACUAAUAAUAGUGUGUUGGAACCUUUGAGGGACUGAGCUUUAUUGGGGUGAAGAGUGGGUAUUAUGCCCCUCAUAUAUGUCCUCAAACUUUCUUUGUCAUUUACUUACAACUUAAAUAUAGUGAUGUGGAUCCAGAAAGACAUAUGGUAUGUGAACCAUGUGACCCAAAGCUGAUUGGAGGAUUUGAUCAUGAUACAAAGGAGGUAAGCUUGGAGCUCUGGUGUAGUCCUUAAACCAUUUUCAACCUAACAUAAGUAUACACAUUCUCCAUACUGUUCUCUAUACAUUCCCUAAGGUGCUGACAAGGAGAAUUUGUUUAACAAUCAAGAGCUUCUAUGGCUGGUGAUCAUUUCUUUUAUCCUUGUGACUGUCAUGUUUGAUUCAGGGGUGAUACUGUAAGGAGAAACUUGAUGCUGGUCACUCGCAGAGGUCAAAGGAUUGUAAGCUUAAUGAUGUUCAGGUCUUUCAAUUUUAUUGCUUAAUUUCUUCCAGAUGUUUUUAUGUGAGAACACAAUCUACACCCAAAAAGCAAUGGACACCGUUCUUACUCAUGAGCUGAUCCAUGCAUUCGACAACUGCAGAGUCAAAUACGAUCCAGACAAUGUGCGGCAUUUAGCUUGUACUGAGGUAUUCCAUUCAUGUGCUUUAUAUUAACUUAUAGAUUUCCAGUCAUUUUGUUUUCAUAACAGACUCACUAGGUUGACGACAGUUAUUCAGGUUAAGUACUUGAAUAACACAGGAGAGAGAGAGCCAUCAACCUACACCAAUGUGGCUCAAGUUGUGGUUCAACAGAGCUGGUGUGACAUGUAGGGUCUCUUGUUGGUUCUCUAAAGAAGGGGCAAUGAUAUCCAUACAAUAUCAAACAGACUAGUGAUGAGAAUAAAUAUGUCACUUUUGGAUUAUUUCUUGAUCCAAUACCAAAUUCUCUGAACUAACAUCAUAAGGAGUGUGUGGCAGAUAGUAAGUAGAAUAACCCAAAUUAACAAAAUUGUUGACCCAUGCAAAUUCCAAACUGUCAUAUGUAAGGAUCUCUGACGAUGAAAUAUUAUGGCAUUUUUAAAAAAUAUUUUGUUCAUAUUAGUCAUUUAGUAUGAUUUGACACUUUGUCUGGACUCUUUCCUUUUUUUAAGAUUCGGGCAGCAAACCUUAGUGGAGAUUGCUUUUUCUCAAGGGAGGCAUUUGGACGAUUCAAAUUCAGAUGGAAAGCUCAUCAGCAGGUAUCUUAAUUCUGCCUUGUAGUUUGUUAAUUUUUUGGUAUUUCUUUCAGAGAGAAAGUUCGCCACUGGAUAUAUUAAUUAAAUUGCAUCAAGACUUUAUGCUAUCCCAGGAUUUUCUUUGCCUUUGUCUUUGGGUAUGCUAACAUAUCCAUAAUGAGAGAGUUCCCAAUGGAAUGGGAACACACUCACUUUAUCCUAAAUUUUGGAAUGUUUCUCUUCUUAGAUUGAUGCUGAGCUAUGUUCUUGAAAAUUAAAAUGAAAAGUAGCAAAUAAAAAAGCAAACUGUGUUUGAACACUUUUGAAGCUUAUUUUUGAAACAGCAUACUAAACCUCAACAAAAGGCAGAGAUAACACUGCAGGAUUAUUUAAAAUAAAAAUAUAAUGCAGUAGUAUUUUUAAGUAACCAGAAAAUUUAGUUGCAGAAUUCUGCAUUGUAGCCAGAAAUCAAUAAGGCAAAAUAACCACCUUAACCCCUACCCUUAAUUUAAAAUGAUACCAUUCAAUUGUUGUUGUUUUUAUUAUUUUCUUUUUUUGGCAGGAGUGUGUCAAAGAACGUGCAGUAAAAUCUAUGUUAUGUGUUAGAGACAUAUCCAAAGAGGAAGCUCAGGAAGUUGUAGAGAGUGUUUUUGAUGCAUGUUUCCAUGAUACAGAACCAUUUGAGAGAAUUCCUCCCUGACUGGUGUACAGCUUCAGAAUAAUAAUAUCCAUGGACAAAAACAAGAACUAAAUUUAUUUCUAAUGAUGGAAAAGACACAUGCAUGUGAAUUUCAGAAGGAAACUUCAUAUUUUGUAAAUGUUGAACUUUUUGAGACUGUCUUUAAAGAGAUUAAACCCCACAAAACAUCAGCAUAGUAUACCAUUUCAUGGAAGAGGGAUAAAAAGAGGCUAACUUUCAGUAAAGGAUUACUGCUAAGUGCUCUACAACAACUGGUGCCUAAAGUCUGGAUAACAAGUUAUAAACUAAGAAAUCUCUUUUAAUACUGCCCCAAAACUAAGUUUAAUUAAGUCAAGGAAAAAUACUCAAAAGCCUUGCCUUCAAUGUUACAUUCACAAUGGUGUUGACAAUUAAGACUCACCACCCCCUUAAGGGAGUGGCAAAGUGGCACCACUUGUGUUCAUUUAAGUAAUGAGGAUACUUACUGUAUCAAGUGUCAUAGCCAAACAAACAAGCAAACAUGAGUCAACAUUUUAUUGCAAAGCUAGACAUCUGCUAGCAGUCUUUUUUUUUUUCUUUUUUUUUCAAAUGGAGCAACAGCUUUUGGGAAGUAUAGACUGGGAUGGGGCAGAGUGUGUCUAGACCCAGCCCCUUCAUCCUGACCGCGAUCAUGAAAAAUCCAGACAAUAAUAUGUAAGAGUGCAAACAAAACUCAGGUGUGAUCACUAAAUCUUUGUUAAUUUAUUUAUUUGUUCUCAACACUGAAAUUGGUCUGAUAACAUGCAAAUUAAAUGGAAUGUUAUUCAACAGCUUGUUAUCCUG
Messenger RNA from Pocillopora meandrina, 3477 nucleotides. Lineage: Eukaryota; Metazoa; Cnidaria; Anthozoa; Scleractinia; Pocilloporidae. The record is from the annotation of a GenBank genome assembly.